Messenger RNA from Sclerotinia sclerotiorum 1980 UF-70, 594 nucleotides. The record is from the annotation of a RefSeq genome assembly. Lineage: Eukaryota; Fungi; Ascomycota; Leotiomycetes; Helotiales; Sclerotiniaceae.
AUGGUAAUUUUUUCUAUCUUAUUUUUAUUAUUAUCUAAUGCCGUUACUUUAAGACGAGACAAAUCUAUACUUUUUAGUAGAGUAGCUAUCACAGUUUUACUCUAUUCUUCUUUAAUUGCUUUUUAUAGCUUAUACUUUUGUUUAGAUAGUGGUAUAGGUUUAUAUGGUGGUUUAUUCCAUGCUACAACUACCACACAUGUUUUUCAUAUCUUUAUCUUUUUAAUUAGUGCUGCAAUUUUACAAUUAACAGCUUUUUAUCCAAGAAAAGUCUGAGUAGCUGAAUAUUCUUCAGUAAUAGAAAAUACAAUUCAUAUCUCCUUCAUAUUAGGAUUUCCAGUUAUUGCUUUACAUAUUUAUAUUUUAAAUAACAGUAAUCGUAACUAUUUAAUUCUGAUUCUAUUUUUUAUAUCUGCACUUUUAUUACUUUUUGUAUCUCUUAAUAAAGAUGAUAAAAAAUUUUUAGGCAAAUUAAAAUAUUUAUAUAAAUACUUUAAAAAUAAUAUAAAGAUGGCUUUAUAUCAUUAUGUUUCUUUUUUUUUAGUACUAUUUAGCUUUUAUUUUUUAUUUCAAUUUCUCUCCCUACUCCUCAACUAG